UUUAAGCAGUUUGUGCCAUUUUGAAGCAGUUUGUACUAUUUUCCGACCACCUCCAAGCAACAAGUGUCGCGACCGUCGCCGCCGCCGCCGCCGUAGCGGCUCCUAAUUAGUAGAUUGAAUCACCAGGGGUUGACUCACCCUCUCCACGGGGGAUCCGAGCAGCGCGCGGUUCCUCCUAGCAGAACGGAGCAGUGUGAAGCGAUCCGCUUACAGCGCGAGCGAGCUAGCUGACCGGCGAAGCGUCGCGAAGGCCAUUGGAAUUUCAGAAAUAUGCGAACAACCGGACGUUCGAUCUUUCUAUGAGAGGAAACGCAUUCGAGAUGCCGCCAGCGAGUUUCACCAUGGGAGCCUCUUGGGUUACGUUGACCCUGUCGAUGUGCCUGUUCACCAUCAUACUUUUCCUAGUUGUGCGACGCGGCAAGUGUCUCUACGCCCUUAGGAAAGUGCCGUACCCUCCGGCCGCGUUUCCAAUCAUCGGGAAUGCUUACGAGCUGUGCUGCAGUCCGGAACAAGCCUUCAAGAAGAUGAUCAACUGGGGAAAAGAGUUGGGAGAUAUGUACUUAAUUUGGGUAGGCAUGAGGCCCUUUAUAUUUCUCUAUAAAGCUGAAGCGGUUCAGCCAUUAUUGAGCAGCAGCGUUCACAUUGACAAAAGUUUGGAAUACGAAUAUCUGCAGCCGUGGCUUGGCUCCGGCUUGUUAACUAGCACUGGCGAAAAAUGGCAUUCACGGAGGAAGUUGUUAACACCAACGUUUCACAGUGGUCUUUUAGAGGUGUACUUCCAGACAGCGAUCAGAGAAGCUGGAAUAUUGAUAUCGUGUCUAAGGAAAGAAGUCGGCAAAUCAGAGAAAAUUCUGGACGAGUAUUAUAACGUUGCGGGAACGAAUGAGCUCGAGUGCGAUAUGUUAAACAAAUUGACGUGGUUGACAGCGUGCAUAAAGGAAUCUUGGAGGGUGUAUCCGGUUGCGCCGCUAAUUGGCAGGCAAAUUUAUAAACCCAUCAACAUAUCGGGACACGAUAUUCCAAUCGGCUCCACCCUUCUCGUGAAUCUGUUUCUUCUUCAUCGCGAUCCUCGAUACUUCCCGGACCCGGACUCUUACCGACCGGAACGGUUCCUCCCCGAUGGACCGAAGUACCCUCCGUUCGCCUUCAUCCCCUUCAGCGCCGGAUCACGGAACUGCAUAGGCUGGAGGUACGCCACCAUGAUCGUCAAAGUGGUCAUCAUCUUCGUGCUAAGGAAUUUCCACGUGGAAUCGUUGGACAACGAGAACGAGCUUCGCUUCACCAGCGAAUUGGUUCUGCACAACGCGAACGGGCUGCGGCUUAAAAUUACACCGAGAGAACCGAAAAUCGUCGCCUAGAGAUCGUCCGAUCUAAAAAAAAAAAAAUCGUUCGGCUCGCACGUGUAUUUAUGCUCCAUCGAGCAAUCGCUCUUCGACUUUUGGCUCCGAUGGCAAUGCAUUCGAUCCAUUUCAUUUUUUCUCUCGUUUCGCACGAUACGCGAUUGACGAUUCGUGAAUUAUCAUUUCUCCAUAGUCUCUCUUAUCGAAUUUUUAUAUCACAUUCUCUUUUUAUACCGUAAACUAUUACGCGGCCAUUUAUAUUUCAUCUUCCUCGUUCGUCUUCUUCGGUCGUCUUAUUCUCUGCGACGUGAAUUUACUUCGUAAAUUGUGUAACGAUAAUAAUAAUAAUAUUAAUCAAAUGAACUUCGAUGUUUGUGAUAUUAUAAAGGCAGUCCAGAUUAUGCGAACGGCUACAGAAACGGAUUAUGCUUGUUAGUAUUUAGUAUUAAUAUGUCCGGUUCGCGUGGACGAUCGUGUACAUUUCGAGAAGUAUUAUUGGACAUUGUUUUCUAUGAAUAAACGUUUUCGGGGAA
Megalopta genalis is the source of this 1873-nucleotide messenger RNA. Lineage: Eukaryota; Metazoa; Arthropoda; Insecta; Hymenoptera; Halictidae. The record is from RefSeq and is a predicted model, not a curated record.